AUGAGCAUCUCCGACCAGGCCGGAGGGUCCGUAGAGGCGUCAGGCCGGCGACACACGGUCGAGGCCAGGCCGGAGGAGUCCGAGAAAUAUGAGGAAGCAGAGGGCGAUCAAGAAACCGAGGGGGCUGGUGAAGGGGAUGGCGACGGUAAGGACGGUGAGCAGCGAGCCCGCAAUGUUGCCGCUGCGGCUGCCACCCAGAAGGCUGCGGUUGACACUCACGAUCGGACUGCCGCAGCAAAAUCCGCGAAAACCAAGACCUCGGCCCAGGAACCUUCUGCGCCUCAUGCGGAACCGAAGCCUGCUUCUGGCGCGAACGUGGGAGUGGGCACAGGAACGGGAGAUACUGGAGACGAGGAUUCGAAUGUUCCGCGCCACACGUUAUCCGAGCUGCUGACCUGGCCAGUGUUGACGCUCGCGCACGAGGUUGUCCGGCUGGAAGGUGCUCUGGAUGAUUCGAUUCAGGCUCAGUACGACGCGGAUCACGCCCUCAAGCUUCAGCGCAAUCGGAUUCGCGGCCUUCUGAACGAUCUUCAAGUCCAGAAGGACAAUCUGGACGCAGCCAUUACGAGGACGGGCAACAUCGCAACGCGGUUUCAGGAGGCGGAGGAAAAAUGGGCGCGGACAGUCGAGGGCUUGGUCCAGGAGCUAAGGGUUGAGCGCGGGUCUGCGACUGUGCAGCGGGAGGCCGCGGACCGUACGCUCCGUAGGUUGGAGGACACGAUGGUGGGACUGAGGGCUUUGAUUGCGGAUUCGAUUUCGGAUGCGGUGGCGCGAACGCGUUACGAGAUGGCCCCGUGGGGAAGGAUGGGGACGUUCGAGGCAGGUGUGGCGACUGCCGCGGACCGUGGAGGUGGAGGCAUCAGGAUGGUCACCGGACCCUUGCGCUUUGAAACCGCAGAAGCAACAGGGAGCGAGGAUCGCGGGGUGAAGAGGCCAUCAGGGUUACCGACACCCCGUUCACCCUCGCCGCCCCCCAAGAAAGCAAAGGGCUCGUCCGAGCAACCGGAGGCCCGAGAACCUGGCCGCGGAAGUUUGGCUCAGAAGUCCAAAACCGCGGGUGCGACUGUCAAUAGGCCCUCGCCGAUCGCGUCUGGCACUGGAGGGCCGCCAGCAGCUGGAGGUGCCGCGAUCCAGCAGGCUGGUGUGCCCUUAAUGCGUGGCGCAGAGGAAAUCCCUGACGCAGAUGCUGAGGCAACGGAGGCCAUGCAGACGUGGAUUCGAGCUGUGAUGAAACGAGUCAGGACUUUAAAGGACGAAAACGCGGAAGCGAGCGACGAGGUCGCCUGCUCUGCUGCGGUUGGACUCGAGACCGUGGCGGACGAUUCACCCGCGAAGGGCAAGAAGUUUGUGCCCUCUGGUGCUGGGAGUGUGGCGUUUGUUUGCGCGGUUUCCUGGAUGCAGUGUAAGGGAUGUGAUCUGAAGACCGCGGAAGCGAGCGCGAAACAGGCCGCGCUACUUGCCGGAGCGAGCGAUCUGAGCGUGGUUCUCUACCUCGCGGUUUGGAAGCACAUCGUCACGGCAGCGAAGAAGGGACAUGAUGCUGCUAAGAUCGAACUCCAGGUCGCGAAACAUUUCGCGGACGCGAAAAAAGCCACUGUCACGAAAAGUGAGAAAAGCACCAUUCACGAGCAGGUGGAUGUGCUGAGAACCUGGAACUUCGACCCAGAUGCCGCUAAGAAGAUGCGUGCGCUGGGCUUGUAUAUCGAGUGCGGUGACGAUCGCGCGAAGGCCAAGAAUCGUGACGUUAGCCGGUCGCGUGAGAGAAAGAGUGCCGCGAAAUCGGACGACGAAGGUGGCUCCCACGCUGGAAAAAAGAGUGCCGCGAAAUCGGACGACGAAGGUGGCUCCGAGGCGGAAACGAUUGAGCUUGACGAUUCAAAAACGGAGGAAAUGUGA
Closterium sp. Naga37s-1 is the source of this 1896-nucleotide messenger RNA. The record is from the annotation of a GenBank genome assembly. Lineage: Eukaryota; Viridiplantae; Streptophyta; Zygnematophyceae; Desmidiales; Closteriaceae.